Messenger RNA from Labrus mixtus (cuckoo wrasse), 10736 nucleotides. RefSeq names its product crystallin beta-gamma domain containing 2 (gene crybg2). Bases 141 to 9851 code for a protein of 3236 amino acids. The transcript is spliced from 24 exons. Lineage: Eukaryota; Metazoa; Chordata; Actinopteri; Labriformes; Labridae. The record is from RefSeq and is a predicted model, not a curated record.
AGCGCCAUCCGGGGCCGUGCCUUUCACUCGACAAUUUUUCAUUAGCUUUUAAGGAGAGGGGAAAAAAAUAGCCUAUAAAGUCGUUUUAAAGACAAAGUCCUCCUGUCGCCCCCUCGGGUACAUUUUACCCUGCAGCGGACAUGGCGAAGAGUUCGUCCAGAAAGUCUCUGAAAAGUUUGUUCUCCAGGAGCGAGGCGAACCUGCGCGACUCGGAGGUGAGGGAUGUGGACAAAAGUGAAGGAGAGAAGAAGAGGUUUCGCUUCUUUAGGUUCAAGAGAAAGUCCAACAGUGGCUCAGUCUCCGUGAAGCCGGGUGAGACCCAGCAGGUGUUUCUCAGUCCUGUUGUUUCUGGCAAAGAGGAUGGAGAGGCCUGGGCUGAAAACAACCUUUCGGACAAAAAGAAGACUUCUCUCUACGCCACCGCACCCAGAUCCAAGGGUAAAGAACUCAGCUACUCAGAACUGGACCUCCGCAAGCCCAACAAGUUUGCAACCUUUUCUUUUCUCAAGAAAAGGAAGAAGAGAGAUGAAGGGGCUCUGUCUAAGAGCGUUUUCGGCCUUCAUAGCUCCGGGAUUGAAGAGCAAGAGGAGUCUCCUCCGGACCUCCGUCAGAUGGAGAUGGAUAAGGCCGUCAAAAAGACAAUCAGUAUGUCUCAACCUGUGCUUGACACCAGCGAUACAUUUGACAUCCCCUCUCCUCCCCCUCUGGCCCCAAACCAAUCAGAUUCAUACUUCGAUCUACCUGAACCGUCAAAGUCAUCUGUCGUUAUAAACACCCAACCAGAGGCAAAGACACCUCUAACAAAUGGUUCCAAUUUUCUUGAUAUACAUACAGAGCCCCUUAGAGCGCCGAUUGCGACCAUUCCUGAGCUGCAGCUGGAUAGAGCAGACUUAUCAGAUGAGAAGGAGAAUAUUCCUGUUCGAGAUAACUUGGCUAAAAGUUCACCUGCCCUCUUAUCUCGGGCAGAAACCACCUCUGCUAUUGAUAAGCAGACUCUACCAACCCUCCAAGCCAACGGGCCUCCAAUGGGGCUCGACACUGCAGAACUCAAGGCAGCAGUUGUUGACUUAGUCUCUCCGACUAAUAGCUUGAAUGGCAAUGACUCCCUUCUGAACACAAAAUCAGAACCUGCAGAAUCCACCAGAGUUACGUUACCAAAUCGUCAACCGGCUGCAGAGGACCGUACAACUCUAAACGCUACGCCCUCCCUGGCGGGUGUUAACGCCAACGUUGAUGCCUCUGCUUCAGAGAAAACUCCCAACCCAGCCACCGCAGAUUUGUCUUCUGUCCGCCAAGAAGUCUCAGUUCUUAACACCGAGAGAUCUGUCCCCAAAAUUGCAGAGAGUGCCACCACAACCUCAGCCGUUAGCGCCGAAAAGAUCCCCGAUCCCGUCAAUCAAAAUAAAGUUUUCGGAGAUUUGUACGAGUCGCUCUUCCCCCAGAGCUUUACCUCUGAGGUAAUGUCGUCCCUCUCAAACCCUCCACCUCAAAUCCGGACGGAGAUACGACAUCUCAACACUGAAUCCCAACCCGCCGCGGUUAAGUCCUUUGAUGAAUGUCGCACAGAAAGAAGCGCCUUGUACUCCAGCCUGUCAACUUCAUACUCUGCUACUCGCAGCAAGGACUAUAUUGAGAGAGAGGUGAUGCCUUCCAGCAAGAAUUACAAGUUAACUUCCAACCAAAUAUCCACUACUUCUGAGAUUCAAAGAGACCCAGAUAUCCACUACAGAUAUCUAACUUCCUCUCUGAGCUCCAAACCAGCCGACAGCUACACGGUGCCUUACUCCGAGCUUACCCGCUCCCUUUCAGAGGUGAAACCAGACAGUGCUGGCCUCAUUCAAGACCCUGUCACACCAGCCCUUGUGAUGCAAAGCUCUGCCCCUCCCGCUUCGGACUAUGUAACAUCCCAGGGGACCGAUGCUCAGGUUACAGACCCCAAACGGAGAGUGAUCCUGGUCAAAGAGUUAGUCACAGACGAGGUGAGCUCUGUGCCUGGCUGUGCCUCUCUUGGGCCCGAAGCAAAAAUGGAUUCAGCCAAGGAUCUCGAGUUUUUUUCUGCCGCACCUCCCGGACAUACGAGCGGGUAUGAAGGGCUGCAGAGUCCAACGUAUCUGAGCGUGGGAUCAGACGUCAGCAGUGUCGUAGACAUCUACUACAGCGCCGAAGAGGACAACAUACAGGACAGCGGGGAUGAAGAGGUGUUCCCAAUGGGUAAAAAAGAAGAAGUUCGCUUGGUUGACAGGGUGAAAGAGGUCGUCGGACUGCGAGGAGAGUAUCCGCAGAAAAGGGAGAUGGCAGAAACAGAUAUAAGCAAGAAGGAUGUGGGAGGAGCCAGGGUGGAAAUUGUGAGAAUGCAGAAUGAGGGAACAAAUGAAGAAAAAAAAGAGGAUAUCCAAAGCCAAACUGAGGUGUAUCAACAGAGUUCAGAUACCUGGACGUUUGGGUUUCUUAAAGACAAUAAUGCAAAGACGUAUGAGAAAGAAGUCACAACUACAGUGCAUCCAAAGGUAGCGGAAGAGGUGAAAGAGGCUGUUGGGCGAGGUGAGGAGUUUUCAAAGCAGGGGGAGAUUUCAGAAAGACACAAAAGCCAGACAGAUGAGGGGGGGCGGAGGGUGGUGAUUGUGAAAAUGCAGAGUCAGGAAAGCAAUGAAGACUUGAGCCAAGCUGAGGUGUAUCAACAGAGCUCAGACACCUUGAAGUCUAGGUUUCUUGACGUUAAUGAUCUGAAUAAUCGGGAGGAAGAAGUAGCGAUUACAACAUUAUCAAGAGCGACAGAAGAGGUGAAAGAGGUUGUCGGGCUCAGGGAAGAUUUUUCAGAGCAGGGGAAGAUCGAAGAAAGACGGAUGAGUCAGACGGAUGAGGGUGGCCCGAGGGUGGUGAUUCUCAAAAUGCAGAAUGAGGGAACAAAUGACGCAAAGGUGGAGGAUACUCGUAGCAGAACUGAGGUGUAUCGACAGAGUUCAGAAAGAUGGACAACUAGGCUUCUUGGAGACGGUGAGGUAAAGAGUCAGGAGAAAGAAGAGGUGACAGAGUUGACAGAAUACGUUGGGGUUUUGUCAAAGCAGGGGGAGAUUGCAGGAAGAGAGAGAAGCCCGACAGAGGAGGGGGGGCUGAGGGUGGUGAUCGUCAAAAUGCAGAAUGAGGGGAGCAAUGAAGAAAAGGAAGAGGAUGCGAGUAAGCAAAGUGAAGUGCAGCAACUUUUAAGAGAAACGUGGACGACUAAGAUUCCUGAAGGCAACGAUACAAAGACUCAGGAGAAGGAAGAAGCGGUUCUAGAGGCGGCGGAGGAGGUGGAUGGGGCUGUCACGCUGCUUAAGGAAUUCUCAAAGCAGAGGGGGGAGAUUGUGGAAAAAGAGACUAGCAAGAGAGACGAGGGCGGAAAGAGGGUGUUAAUUGUUAAAUUAAGCAAUGAGGGAGGUGGUGAAGAAAAGAUAGAAGAUGUCGGGAGCCAAACUGGAGAACUACAACAACUUCGUGGCCAGAGUUCAGAGAUCUGGACAUCUAAGAUUCUUGAGAGCAAUUAUGCAAAGACUCAGAAGAACGAAGAGGCAACUCAAAUAUUUCCAAGGGUUGAAGAAGAGGUGAAACAGGUCAUUGGGCUGCUUCCAGAAGUCUCAAUGCAAGAGGAGAUACCAGAAAAAGAGAUUAGCAAGAGAGAUGAGGAUGGAAUGAAGGUGGCUAUUGUCAAAAUGAACAACAAGGAUGUCAGUAUCCGAACUGAAGAACCCCAACAACUUAGAGGCCAGAGUUCAGAGAUCUGGACAUCUAAGAUUCUUGAGAGCAAUUAUGCAAAGACUCAGAAGAACGAAGAGGCAACUCAAAUAUUUCCAAGGGUUGAAGAAGAGGUGAAACAGGUCAUUGGGCUGCUUCCAGAAGUCUCAAUGCAAGAGGAGAUACCAGAAAAAGAGAUUAGCAAGAGAGAUGAGGACGGAAUGAAGGUGGUUAUUGUCAAAUUGAACAAUGACGCAAAGAUAGAAGAUGUCAGGAGCCGCACUGAAGAACCACAACAACUUAGAGGUCAGAGUUCAGUGAUCUUGACAUCUAAGAUUCUUGAGAGCAAUUAUGCACAGACUCAGAAGAAAGAAGAGGCAACUCAAGUGUUUCCAAGGGUUGAAGAAGAGGUGAAACAGGUCAUUGGGCUGCUUCCAGAAGUCUCAACGCAAGAGGAGAUACCAGAAAAAGAGAUUAGCAAGAGAGAUGAGGAUGGAAUGAAGGUGGUUAUUGUCAAAUUGAACAAUGACGCAAAGAUGGAGGAUGUCAGGAGCCGCACUGAAGAACCACAACAACUUAAAGGUCAGAGCUCAGUGAACUUGACAUCUGAGAUUCCUCAAAGCAAUGAUGCACAGACUCAGGAAGUUCCAACUCAAGUAUUUCCAAGUGUGGAAGAAGAUUUGAAAGAGUUAAAAGAGGUCAUUGGAUUACGUCAGGACUUCCCAAAGACGGCGGAGAUUGCAGAAAAAGAGACAAUCAAAGGUGAUGUGGGCAGCAAAGAAGAAAAGAGGGAUGGAAUAAGUAGCCAAACUAAAGUGCAACAUCACUUAAAACUCCAGAGUUCAGAAACUUCUCAGUUUCUUGAAGGCAAGGAUGCAAAGAUACAGGAGAAAGCUGAAACAACUAAAGCUUUUCCAGAGGUGGCAGAAGAGGUGAAAGAGGUUCUGGAGGAGUUCUCAAAGCAGGGGGAGAUUGCAGAAAAAGAGAUGAUGAGCAGGAGAGACAAGGAAGGCAAGGAUGAAAAUAAAAAAGAAAUCAGUAACCCAACUGAAGUGCAACAAAAGUUCAGACUUCACAGUUCACAAACAUGGACAUCUACGAAGUUCAAAGGCAAUGAUGCAAAGACUCAGGAGGAAGCGGUGGCAACGACCACUUUUCCAGAGGUGGCAGAGGAGGUGAAAGAGGUCGUCGGGCUGCUUGAAGAGUUCUCAAAGCAGGGGGAAAUUGCAGAAAAGGAGAUGAGCAAGAGAGACGAAGUCAAGGAAGAAAAGAAAGAGGAAAUCCGCCAAACUGAAGUGCAACAACACUUAAGAGAAACUUGGACGUCAAAGAUUCCUAAAGGCGAUGAUGUGAAGCCUCAGGAGGAAGGAAAAGCAACUGCAGCAUUUCCUCAAGUCAAAGAAGAGGGGCGGGAGGAGAGAAAGGACGAGCUACUAGCCACACCGGUCGGGCAGGUGAAAACUCUGAUGGUAUGCGACUUUGCUCCACCCUCCAGCGAGCAGCACGGGUCGGGGGAGGGGUCGGAGGGAAACCGGACCGAGGAACUGGAAACAGAAGCCCACCACUGUGGAAAGCAGCAACUCCCAAGCCGGGAGGUACAAUAUGUGGCCUUCAAGGACGUAAGCAGCUCCGUGCAUAAUCACACUGCCUCAAGUAACUUGAGCACAAAGAGGGAGAGGAUCACACCCUUAUUUAAAGAGGCAAACGAGCAAGUUUCACGUCUUGCAGAGGCAAACAUGAGAGUAAAAGUGAGCACAGAAACCACAAGUGCACUCACAGAUACCUCGGGUGUAGUGGAGGUUGUCACAAGCAGCACAGAGCUGCAGUCAGACACCACGGGGAUUGAACACAAUAGGGCUCCGCAGAGUAAGAUCGAGUGGGCGGAUUCAAUUACUCAGAGAGUAGACACAAACAGGACAGUGCAAGAACAGGUGGCAGUUGAGCUGUCAGCCCUGAACCAAGACACACACCUUCCCGAUACCCCAGCUGCAGAGAGACGGGAGCAACCAGCAGAAACCAAACCUGACCUGAAUGAGGGGUCCCUGACAGCUUCCAGGGCUGCUUCAGAAAUCCUCACUUCAGAACAUCAGCCCAUUGAAGUCGACAAGGAUUCAGACAACAAAAUGACUUCAGGCUACAACAGCCUGAGCACCAAACUGUCCUUUAAGACCUCAUCGCCCCCUAAAGAGGAUGAGUCCAUGUAUCGCGUCCAUAAAGUGUCUCUGGUCAGCGAGUCUGACUCCACGGUCAACAGUGAGGCCACAGUGGACUCCUCUGUAGCUUAUUCAAUCAGAUCAGAUCAGGACUCAGACUACAAAUGGAGGAACAGGUUCGAGGGAGUUUCUCAGUAUAAACCAUCCGCAACAGAGGAAUUUUCUUAUUCUAAUUCUCCGAGUUACACAGACACCUACUCCAGCCCCACCUCAUUGUCCUCCUCCUCCUACACGCUCCCUGAGGCUACAGCAUACAAACAUGCAGGCAACGCCUUCUCCUCCUCCUCCUCCUCCUUCUCCCCCUCUUCUGAGGAACACAUCACCCUUGGCAACAGGCUGAGUGACAGGAGCAAAGUUUAUCUGAGCCGUGAGAGCGAGCCAGCUGGACAGCGGGAGGAGCCUGCUGCACCUGCAGGGGAGAGGGAGAGAGAGAGAGAGUCAGAGAGGUUCAGGUCGAGCUGGGAGUCACAUCAGAGUCCUGCGCCCGGCUCCUUCUCGCCUCAACAACCCAGCUACGACCGGCCGGACAGUUUCAGAGACGAGGACGGGGACUCGGCUUUUUUUACUGGAGUGUUCAAGGCCACGCUGGUGGAGCUGGUCUCCGACCCCGCAACUUCACCCUCCACUCCACCACCGACCUCCCCCGACGCAGACUCCCUCCACCAGUCCGACAUGGACAGCCUCGUGGACACGCUGAAGAGCAUGGGACCCUCCAUGAGGCCGAGGAGCGUCGGCCCGCGACCGCCGGCGCCGGUCCUCGUCUCCUCCCUGCCGCCAAUCGUGGAGGAUGCGUCCAGCCCGAUCAGCCUGGACGUCCGCGACUCCAGCAGCAGCAGCCUUUUGAAAAAGAUGGAAGAGGCUAACAAGCCGGCAGAGUCCCCGAACGGACUUUACACUCUGCCUGCCGAUCUGGGACUGAAGAGGAACUCAGGAAGAGACUUUCGUUCUCCACUGGAGCUGAUGAAGCAGAACCAGCAGGAGCAGCUUGUUAACACGCCACAGAGAGCGACGGCCAUCAACAGUAUUGUGAUGAGAAGAUCCUCUGACACUUCUCUCGAGGACUCACAGUCCCCACUGCUGAACGGCAACACGACCUCCCGCCUUGACAACAGUGUGAUCUUUGGGAGCUACAGGUCAGGAUCCACCGAUCAGAAGCAGGAGAACAGACAACCUCACCGCUCGCUCUUCCGCACCGGCUCGCUGCCUGACGUGGGGCUUUCAAACGACCAUAUGAACGCGGGGACAAAGGACUCAAGUGAUCCGAGCGCUGCAACAGACCAAACUGGGUCCCGCUUUGAACGCUUCUCCUUCCUUUUAAACAAUUCCUCCUCCACAUCGGGCUCCUUGACUCGAGCCGAAGAUCCCAACAUGCAUGUGAGUCGGCCUCAAUCCCUGAGUUUCACUUCCCCCCCCCCUAGCAACGGCCCCAACCGCAUCCUGAGCCCGACCGGCUCCAUAGACCUCCAACGGUCGCUGAGCACCCCAGACUUGCCCUUAUCCAUGUAUUCCCAGAACCAGGGAAUGGGGAUGGGAAUGGGAAUGGGGAUGGGGAUGGGUGGGGGUAGCAGUACAACUCCCCUCCUGCAGAGGAACUUCAGCAACGAGGGCACCACGGGGGUCCAGCAGACUACAUUGUUCAACAGCGCGUAUGGAGGGUCUCAGUUCCAGAACCAAGAACAGGACAAGAACUUAGCGUCCAAGUACAGAGCCUUCCCCGACGCCUACCUCACCAAAGAGAAGGAACACGGGAAGCUGAAUCCUCGUCCUGGGAAGAUGUACAUCUUCGACCAGCCGGGGAUGUGCGGCCAGAGGAUCGAGAUACGCAGUGAUGUCAUCGACGCUACGUCCUGGGACCUGCAGGAGACCAUCUCCAUCCGGGUCGUCAGAGGAGGAUGGGUGCUGUAUGAGAAGCCAAACUUUAAAGGGGAGAAGAUCGCUCUGGACGAGGGAGACAUCGAGCUAGCGUACCCCUUCGCCACCCCAGAGGAGGAGCAGCAGAACGGGCUGCAGGAGGGCGAAAAGCAGAACGGGGAGCAGGGGACCGGGGAAAAGAGUGACAAGCAGACAGAGAACGAGCCAGCAAGGAGGUUCAUCAUCGGAUCUCUUAGAAGAGCCGUCAGGGACUACAGCGUCCCAGAGAUCAGUCUGUUCCCAGAGGACAACGCAGAGGGGAAGAAGGUCACCUUCAGGGACACGUCUGAAGACGCCAGGAUCUUUGGCUUCCCCAUCAAGGCCACCUCCAUCAUCAUCAACGCUGGGCUAUGGCUUGUGUACGCGCACCCCUUCUUCCAGGGGGUACCCCGGGUCCUGGAGGUGGGAGGGUUUCCUAACCCUGCAGCCUGGGGGGUGGAGAAGCCCUAUGUGGGAUCACUACAUCCACUCAAAGUAGGUGAACCAAGAGUGGAGAAUCUGAGUGAACCAAAGAUCGUGGUCUACGAGAAGCCGUACUUCUCCGGUAAAUCGAGAACCAUAACGACCAGCAUCAGAGACUUCAUGACCAGAGCGGACAGGCAGCAGGUGGCCUUCAUGUACAACGCCGGCUCCAUGAAAGUGCAGGGGGGAAUCUGGGUGGGCUACGAGAAGGAGGGCUACAGAGGACACCAGUAUCUCCUGGAGGAGGGGGAGUACCAGGACUGGAGGGUGUGGGGAGGCUGCGAUGCUGAGCUGCGAUCCGUCCGGGUGAUACGAGCGGACCUGACGGAGCCUAUGAUGGUGAUGUUUGAACAGCAAGAACAAAAAGACCAGGAGGGCAUGCAGGAGGAUAACACCUUCGAGGUGACGGAGGCCAUCCCCGACGUCGAACUGUUCGAGUACAAAACCUCCACGCGCUCCAUCGAUGUGAUCAGCGGGGCAUGGGUGGCAUACUCUCACGUAGACUUUUCUGGACACCAGUUCAUCUUAGAGAAAGGCUUCUACAAUAACUGUGCGGACUGGGGCUCGCAGGACAAUCGAAUCUGCUCGGUGCAGCCCAUCCUGCUGGCUCCGAGUGACAGCACAAGAACCACGAAUGAGGUUAUACUAUACACUGAGCCAAACUUCAUGGGUGAGUGUCACGGCUUUGAUCGCAACCAGGAAGCACUGCCGGGGAAACUGUCGACCAAGUCCUGCCGAGUGUCGGGGGGAAGUUGGGCGUUCUACGAGGAUGAAAAAUUCUCUGGGAACUUAUAUGUUCUAUCUGAAGGAGACUACCCCAACUUAACCAGCAUGGGAUGUCCGCCCGGCACCAACAUCCACUCUGUCAAAGUUGUGCCGCUGACGUUCUCCGUUCCCUCCAUCUCUCUGUUCGGCCUGGAGUGUCUGGAGGGCAGAGAGAUCACCAUAGACAGGGAGAUCCUCUGCAUGAUCGAGGAGGGCUACAACAACCACAUCCUGUCUGUCAGAGUCAACAGCGGCUGUUGGGUGAUAUGUGAGCACAGCAACUACAGGGGGCGCCAGUUCCUACUGGAACCAAUCGAAAUCACCAACUGGCACAAGUUCAGCUCCCUGCAGACCAUUGGCUCGAUGUUCCCAGUCAGACAGAAGCGACACUAUUUCCGCAUCAAGAACAAAGAGAGAGGUCACUUCCUGUCCAUCCAGGGCGGCGUGGAGGAGAUGAAAUCAGGACGAGUGGUGGUGACACCAGAAGUGGAGGACAUGACGGACAUCUGGUUCUAUCAGGACGGCUUCAUCAAGAGCAAGAUGUCCCAGACCAUGAGCCUCCAGGUGAUGGGCAACGUCGAGCCUGGAUCCAAGGUGGUUUUGUGGACCGAGACCCGGCAGCCCAUCCAGACCUGGACAGCCAAGAUGAGAGGCCUCAUCAGCAGCAUGACUUUCUCCGGCAUGGUCAUGGAUGUCAAAGGAGGUAAAACGUACGACAAGGACCAUGUGGUGAUCAUGCCGGAGAGCGAGGAGAGGCCGAGCCAGGAGUGGGAGAUCGAGCUGCUGUAACCUGCUCUGAACAUCAACCUCUUUUUGUUUCUGUCCCCACGACGAAGCUUCCCUCAGCAGUUCAUCCACAUCACGUUAGCUUUUCAAAAUAAAACUCCCUCAAGGCUCUGGGACUAACACUUUCGCUGCCUUAUCAUGUACAUAAUUUCAGUGCCUUGAAAGUGUUUUUUACUUCUUUUUUUUUAAAUUCCAUUUUCUCAAAGUCUGAAAAAACAGGAAGCUGUCAUUGCCUUGACCUGGGUCAGUGACCGGCUUCACCACAAGAGGUUGAAAGCAAGAAUAAAAGUAUUAGUUAUUGAACUGCUGUAUAUAAACCUUUUAUUUUGUAUGUAGUAACUGGGGCUUUGUCUUUGACUCUGACCUUUAUCUGGAGUUAUCACUGUCACUAUUUGGGUAUUCAAACUAUAAUGACUCUCUUCGUUUGAUUCCCCCACUCAUGUAAAUUCUCCCGACUGUGGAAGCCCUUAAUCAUAAGUGCGUUUCUCACUUUAUUUUUAUACUGGAGCAUACCAAGUUAUCAUUUCCUGUGGACAUCGUGGAGCAGCAGUAAGCGGCUACAAUAUGCCUUUAAAUAAAAAUGUGUUAUUACAAAUGCUUCUGAAGCCACAUAAAAGGGAAGUGUGCAAGAGAAUAUAUAUUUGAAAGGUCUGCUUUGCACUGUACUGUAUGAACUAAUGUUAAGAGGGAAAUGUUGCAAUUAUAAAAAUGGGUUGUGUGUGUGUGUGCCCUUUUACUCUUUCUACUUCUUGAUGUAUUCUUGUUAUAAGUCAUGUUACACAGAAUUUAAUGUUGCCUGUUAAUAUUUGAUACAAAAGAAAUUAUUAUUAUGUAAAAUGUCAUGUAAUAGGGAGUGGUUUUAAAGUAUUAAAUAAAUAAAAACUUUAA